AUGGCACCCCAAACCAGCGCCGUCAACAGCGACAACCUCUUCAUCCCACUCGUAGACUUCUCCCUCUUCCUGAACGGCACGCCCUCCCAACGCCUCAGCACCGCGCAAUCCAUACUCCACGGUUUCCAAACAGCCGGCUUCGUCUACCUAACCUCCCACAGCAUCCCUCUCCCGGCAAUCAGUCGCACCUUCUCCACCUCCGCGACCUUCUUCUCGCGGCCGCAGUCCGAGAAAGAUGCCCUGCGCUGGACCACCCCCCAGUCGAACCGCGGCUACGUUGCCCACGGCCGCGAAAAGGUCUCCACGCUCACCGACAAGGACGACGUAGCUGCGUCCCGCGCUCAGGCGCCCGAUCUGAAGGAGAGCAUUGAGAUCGGGCGCGAAGGCGCGGAUGGGACGCCGAACAAUUGGCCCCCGUAUGAGGGGGCUGGGAAGGAGUUUAAAGAUGUGAUGCUGGGGUUCCAUGAUCUGUGCAAGGAGUUACAUAUCGAAGUGAUGCGUGCCAUUGCUGUGGGUAUGGGGCUCCCGGAAGCCUAUUUCGAUGGGUAUACGGAUGCGGGAGACAACACACUGCGGCUGCUGCAUUAUCCUGAGGUGAAGAAGGAUGUGUUUACGAAGAAUAAGCUGCAGGUGAGGGCCGGGGAGCAUACGGAUUAUGGGAGUAUUACGUUGUUGUUCCAGGAUGAUAGAGGCGGGUUGCAGGUCAAGAGCCCUAAUGGAACGUUUGUGGACGCGACGCCGAUUCCGGGGGCCGUGGUGGUUAACGCGGGGGAUUUGUUGGCGAGGUGGAGUAAUGACACUAUUAAGAGUACGCUGCAUAGGGUGGUUGAACCACCUGCGCCGGAGGAAGGAGAUGUGCAUCCAGCGAGGUAUAGUUGUGCGUAUUUUUGUAAUCCAAAUUUCGAUAGGCACAUUGAGGCGAUCAAGGGAACAUAUGAAGGCGAAAAGGGGGGCAAGAAGUAUGAGGGAAUUAACUCGGGGGAUUAUUUGGUGCAGAGGCUGGCUGCUACUUACUGA
Molecule: messenger RNA, 1017 nt
Organism: Lachnellula hyalina
Lineage: Eukaryota; Fungi; Ascomycota; Leotiomycetes; Helotiales; Lachnaceae
Product: 2-oxoglutarate-Fe(II) type oxidoreductase
Exons: 2
Coding region: 1-1017 (338 amino acids)
Molecular function (GO): dioxygenase activity
Source: RefSeq, a predicted model, not a curated record